This is a messenger RNA of Sphenostylis stenocarpa, 672 nucleotides long. Lineage: Eukaryota; Viridiplantae; Streptophyta; Magnoliopsida; Fabales; Fabaceae. The record is from the annotation of a GenBank genome assembly.
AUGCCCGAGUCUUCCACCACCGUUUCUCUUCCCAGCUAUCCAGAUACAGAUUAUGCUGAGAUUUUUGUGGUGCGUCAUGGUAAAACAGCAUGGAAUUCUGAGGGAAGAGUUCAGGGACAAGUGGAUGUUGAAUUAAAUGAAACGGGAAGAAAACAAGCAGUUGCUGUGGCUAAUAGACUAUCCAGCGAAUCAAAGAUCUCUGCUAUAUAUUCUUCUGACCUGCAACGGGCUUUUGAAACAGCACAGAUAAUUGCAGUCAAAUGUGGAGGAUUAGAGGUUGUGAAGGAUUUGGACCUACGGGAAAGACACAUGGGGGAUCUUGAAGGCCUUUGUUAUCGUGAAUUGUGGAAGACUAAUCCCAUAGGUUUUGAAGCUUUGGUGUCUAAGGAUGAUGAUCGAGAACUCCCUGGUGGUGGAGAAAGUUUUAUUCAACUGUUUGAACGCUGCAAAUCUGCAUUGCUGAGAAUUGGAAGAAAACAUAAAGGGGAACGAGUUGUGGUCGUGAGUCAUGGUGCAUCCAUCGAAACACUUUACAAGUGGGCCAAUGCAAAAGGAAGCUAUGCAGGGAAAAUAGACAAUGCAUCAGUCGCUGUUUUUCACUUUUAUGGCGAGGAUAAUUGGACUUUAAAAAUGUGGGGUGAUGUUAGCCAUCUCAACACAACUUCUGCUUAG